Molecule: messenger RNA, 4572 nt
Organism: Serinus canaria (Common canary)
Lineage: Eukaryota; Metazoa; Chordata; Aves; Passeriformes; Fringillidae
Gene: NADK
Product: NAD kinase
Exons: 12
Coding region: 189-1514 (441 amino acids)
Biological process (GO): NAD+ metabolic process; NADP+ biosynthetic process
Molecular function (GO): NAD+ kinase activity
Source: RefSeq, a predicted model, not a curated record
CCUGCGCGCCGGGCCCGCGGCGGAACCGCGCCUGCGCGGGGGCGGCGGGGAGGGGACGAUGGAGGCGCGCAGGGCCCGCCGGCCCCGCGCCCCUCACAGCGCCCAGCGCCGCCAGCAGCGCCGCGGGGCCCGGCCCUGAGCCACGCCGGAUUGAAUUUCUGUCUGGCUGAGGUUCCUGCAGUGCCAGCAUGGAGAUGAGUCGGGAGAAGCUGUGUGCCAGCAAGGCUGAUGGCAGCUCAGACUCUGCCUACCACUGCUCGGCGUGCCACGGCGACGACGACUGGGGCAGCAGCAGCCGGGGCCGGGCCAAGUCACGCAGCUUGUCAGCUUCACCUGCCCUUGGAAGCACCAAAGAAUUCAGGAGAACACGUUCCUUGCAUGGACCAUGCCCAGUGACCACGUUUGGACCAAAGGCCUGCAUGCUGCAGAAUCCCAAAACCAUUAUGCACAUUCAGGAUCCAGCAAGCCAGCGGUUGACAUGGAACAAACCUCCCAAGAGUGUCCUUGUGAUUAAGAAGAUCCGUGAUGCCAGUCUGCUGCAGCCCUUCAAAGAGCUCUGUGUGUACCUCACUGAGGAGAACAAUAUGAUAGUGUAUGUGGAAAAAAAAGUAUUGGAAGACCCUGCUAUAGCUAAUGAUGAGAAUUUUGGACCAGUGAAGAAGAAAUUUUGCACCUUCAGAGAAGACUAUGAUGAUAUCUCCAACCAGAUAGACUUUAUCAUAUGCCUGGGAGGAGAUGGGACCUUACUUUAUGCUUCUUCACUUUUCCAGGGUAGUGUACCUCCAGUUAUGGCUUUUCAUCUGGGAUCCCUUGGAUUUCUUACUCCAUUUAAUUUUGAGAAUUUUCAGUCCCAAGUCACUCAGGUUAUAGAAGGCAACGCUGCUCUGGUUCUGAGGAGCAGGCUCAAGGUGAAGGUGGUGAAGGAGCACAGGGAGAAGAGCACAGUGCAGAACGGGAUAGAGGAGAAUGGAGUCGUGUCUGCAAACCUGGAGAAGGAAGUGGGCAAACAAAUUAUGCAAUAUCAGGUCCUCAAUGAGGUUGUGGUGGAUCGUGGCCCUUCCUCCUACCUGUCCAACGUGGAUGUGUUCCUGGAUGGGCACCUGAUCACCACAGUGCAGGGAGAUGGGGUGAUCGUGUCCACGCCCACCGGCAGCACCGCCUACGCCGCCGCGGCCGGAGCGUCCAUGAUCCACCCCAACGUCCCUGCCAUCAUGAUCACCCCCAUCUGCCCCCACUCCCUGUCCUUCAGACCCAUCGUGGUUCCUGCUGGAGUGGAACUCAAGAUCAUGCUCUCCCCAGAUGCCAGGAACACGGCGUGGGUUUCAUUUGAUGGAAGGAAAAGGCAGGAAAUCUGCCAUGGAGACAGUAUCAGCAUCACUACCUCUUGCUACCCCCUCCCCUCCAUCUGCUUCCGGGACCCCGUGAGCGACUGGUUCGAGAGCCUGGCCCAGUGCCUGCACUGGAACGUGCGCAAGAAGCAGAACAACUUCGCCGUGGAGGAGGAAGAGUUCUGAGUGUCCCCAGCCAGCAGGGCUCUGGCAGGGCAACGUGGCAGGAUCCCUCCCCUCUGCUUGGGUUUUGGAGCACUGGAAUGUGGCAGAAUCCCUCCCCUCUGUUGGAUUUUGGAGCUCUGGGUGCAGGUGCUGCCCCGGAGCUGCCCUGUGGUUGUGGGUGAUGUCCCUCAGGUGUUGGGGCUGGGGAAGGGUUGUGCUCCUUCCUGUCCAGCAGGAGUGGGAGUGGAAGGUUCUGAUGGUUCUGAUCCAGUCUGAAUUUCCUUCUAAAUGAGCAGUGGAUUAUUCCUGACUGCUAUCAAAAACCACAUCUGCAGAUUUGAUUGUAACUUCUGACUUACCAGUUCCAUGGUAGGCUGAAUGUAGCUACACCAGGGAAAAGUGGCAGCAGAAAAGUGGCAUUAAAAUCUUUCAUUUGAUAGGUUUGUAACUCCAUUUAACACUGCUAGGAACAGAAAGGUUCUGAGAAGUUUUCUUUUUUUUAAAAAAAAAAAAAAAAAAGUUCCUCUUUGUUAUCUUAAAUACACCUUGCCCAGAAAAUACUUUCUUACUUGCAAGUGUGACACACUGAAGAAACACCCACAAAGGAUGUUUUUUAUUAAUAGAUGGAAUUAGUAAUAAAAAGUAUAUAUUUUUUAUAUAUACAUUUCUUUCUCUUGUGCCCAUUUGAGCAGUGGUUGACCCUUGGCUGUCAGCACUGUGGAAAUACCCACAAACAGCAGGGAUGAGCAUUAAUUAUUUGUAGCUGAGCUAAUUCACAGCUCUGCACUUCCUCUUGGUGGGAAUGCUCCAUGUGUUGGUUUUUCUUAUUAUUUUGGUUGAUUCCCUGGGAUAAAUGGUAGCAUUAGAGACUAUCAUGUUAAAAAAACCAAUAAUAAUUCUCCAAGUGUUCAAGAAGAAUCUGGACUUCAAUUGCUACUGAAUUCACUGUUGUCCUGAAGAAAAUAUCCUGUUCCAAGAUCCUGAAUGCCCUCACCUUCCAUGGAUACCUUCCAACUCUUGGUGCUGAGUAAUCCAGGGUGGGAUUCUGCACUGGUGGGCUGGAGAAAUGAGAGGACACAUUCCCAGUGGAGUAGCAACGGUGCCUUCAGCACACUCAAGAUAUUCUAAAUCUCACAUUUACUUUUUUUAAGAUGCUUUCAAAUGUUUCUAACUUCUCUCUGUACAUAUUUUAUUGUAUGUGCUUUUAUGAAAGAGCAAAAAAAGAAACCAACCAACCAAACCCCACCAAAAGAACUGGCUGGGCUGGGGGGAAAGGGUUUGUACUGUACUUAAACUGCAAAAUAGCAAACCCAAGGAUAAUGUUUACAUUUAUGUUCUCUGUGGUGCAGUCUCUUGAUCAUCUUCUCCAAACUUCAGCAUUUUCAAGUCUUGCUGCAUCGCUCACUGAAGGAGGGCCAGGAGCUGCUCAGUCCUGGGGCAGAAUUGCCAAGGAAUGAAUUUCCUGCCUGAGCUGGGAUUUCCUUGGGGGUGGGGGGAGAAUCUCUGCUGAACCUUUCUCAUGAUUGUCUUACGUUGUUUCUGUGGUCCAAAGUGGAAAUGGGAUGUGGCUUCAUUUCCAAACUCUGCCUGAUCUGUUGUCCUCUGGUGGUCUCAAUAAUGUCUCAUCCCUUUUGGAUGCUGCCCUGGGCUGAGCUCAUGAAAUGCAGGUGAGAGCACUUUUCCAGAAGAGAGAAGCAAACUCUUGGGUAAGGAAUUAAAUCCCAGUGGGAGCGUGUUGGUGACAUGAACAUUGGUUUGUACAUUCUGUAACAUAGAAUAUUGGUUUGAUUUGGUCAAAACCAGAUGGAUUUUGGGAAAUCUUGGAGAAUAUCCAGAGAGCUUUUGGGGUUUCUCUUUCACUUGAAUUUGCAGUAAUUGUUUUAUCACUGUUUUGAAGCUGCUUACGGGUUUCCUGAGCGGAGUAUUCAGUUAUUUGAUAACUGGUUACUUUCUGAACUAGAGAAGUGUCAGGCUUUUUUGCUUUGGAACUAUUUUAUUUAACCAUGCAAUAAUUGAGAGAAGGAACAGGGUCUGGUGUCUAGAGAAACGUGUGGAUGAGUGGAGAAUGAGCAGUUCUAGGCACACUGGGGAGUGGAAAAUCAUUUUGCAGAGGUGAAAUGAUUUAUGAGCCUUAUCUAGUAUUUUUUUAAAGAUAAAACUAUAUUCAGCACUUUUUAUUUAUGCUUUUUAUAAUAGUAAAGCUAUUCUUGACUAAAUUGCCAGACUUUUAAUUUUCAGAGUGCACAGGUAAUUAAAUCUGUAAUCAAAGUGUACUGAACUACUUUAGAUCUACAUUAGGGGUUGGCUUGAAAUUUCUUCUUUCAAUUUCUCACCUGCUGCAGUUGCAUUGCUGGCUCUGAGGCUGCUGCGGCUUUGCUUGUACAGAACUCUGCUGAGAAAAGGCUUUUUCUGGGGGGCUGCUGAGCCCAGGCAGAGCUGCAGCCCUGGCUCAGUGACCUCAGUCCUGGCCUCUCCUCCAAAAGCUGCCUUGAUUCUCCCUGGCCCAGCUCCUUCACAGCCUGGGCUGGGUUAACACAUCACAAACCUGAGGGUACAAAGUCUCUUCUGGAGGCUUUUCAUCUGCAAACUGCAGGGGAGUGAGGCUGGGGCUGCCAUCCCUGGAGUUCUGCAGUUGAAUGCUCCAGGGCUGGGGGAGCUGAAGCAGGAAAAAGCUGAAAUGCACCUCACUUUCUUGGCAAUAAAACUUCAUUUUGCUCAUGUAGCUUCUUCAGAAUAACUUGGUUAAACUGUGCUAAAAAACAGGGGUUUGCUGAUUAAGAGGUUUUUAAUAAAAGGGUUUGUAAGUCACUGGCACCUACAAAUCCUUUCAUCUACAAAGGGCCAAAAUGGAAGCAGAGAAAUUAAUUUGUUUUUUUUUAAAAAAAAACAAAAGUUAUCCUCUGGUAGAAAUGGAAGAAGUUGUUACCAACUGUAGUAGGGAAUAAAGCAGUGUACUGAAUUUUUAAAAGCUAAAAAAUCCUGUUACAUAUUGUUAACACAUUGAAAACUUGGUUUUAAAUAUUGUUGAGAAACAAAAUAUUUUUCAAUCCUUUCAAUAAAACCUUUUUGUAAAGUUGGA